This is a messenger RNA of Hyla sarda, 3698 nucleotides long. RefSeq names its product fatty-acid amide hydrolase 1-like. Gene Ontology annotation, molecular function: fatty acid amide hydrolase activity; amidase activity. Lineage: Eukaryota; Metazoa; Chordata; Amphibia; Anura; Hylidae. The transcript is spliced from 11 exons. The record is from RefSeq and is a predicted model, not a curated record. Gene Ontology annotation, biological process: fatty acid catabolic process. Bases 2688 to 3593 code for a protein of 301 amino acids.
UGGAUGCCUCCAAGUAUAACGUAUGUGCCCCCCUUACAAGGCAGGUCGGCUAUUGGGCAGAACUUAAUAUAUAUGUAGGGCCGUGCUGAUAAAAGCAAAUGCCCCCCUCAAAACCUUUAGGUGUUGGGGUAACCAAGAUCUAGGAUCUAAUCCUUUCUUGGCCAGUCUAAACCUCUAAGUGGCCAUGGACCUCAGAAAGCGAUCAAAACCGUUUUUCUGUGGGACAAGGGACAAGUAGUCCAGCUUAUGACUUCCCUCUCAUUCCGCUAACACUUCCAAGUGUAUUUCCUCCUAUUAUUCGGACCUCCCAUUGGAGGCCAUGUCAUUUUUUUCCUGGACAGAGUUUGUUCCAGAUCCCUGGGUCCUGAAUGUUAUAGGAUGGAGUACAGCAUAGACUUUUUAUUUCUUUUCCCCAGGAAAAGUUUAUUUCCACGAAGUUAUUUCUGUGAGAAGCAUGUAGGUUUGUAGGAGUCUAUCCUGGUAUACAGGAGGAAAGGGGAGGGUCCUCUAGGAGUUUAUUCGCCAGUUUUUUUCUUGUCCCAAAGUCUACCGAUUCAUAAGUAAUGACUGUUUUGGAUGAAACCAUCAAAUUAGUCAUCAACGUCCUGAGACCAGGAGCCCUGAUGGUCACACCAGAUUGGUAGGAUGCCCACCAUCUCAUCCCUGUGUGCCAGGCUCACAGGAAAUAUUCUGAGUGGCAUGGAGCCUGGGCAGAUGAAGCUCUUCAGUUUGCCACUUUGUCCUUCAGCAUCCCCUCAGCUCUACAUCUUAACCAAGAUGGUCAUAGCUGUAGUAUUCCUCUAUAAGAGGUUUGGAUAUCGUCCUGUUCUUGGACGAUUGGCUCUUCAUCUUUUCUUCUGCUAGCUCAGUCUUUCUCCAGCAAUUUGGCUGGAUAAUAAAUUGGCAGAAAUCAGAGAUCAACCUCCACACCAGGAGGUUUCUGGGCUUCAUAGUAGAUCGGCCAAUAUGACUUUCUCAUUCUCCAGGAAGGAAGAUGUGUUCCAGAGCAGCAGAGUUUCUCAGGUACCUCGUCAGGCCUCCAUCUGAUGAUGUUUGGCCUAAUGUCUGCGGCUGUGGACAUCGUCCGUGGGCCUUGUGGCAUAUUCACCCUCUUUUAUGGAAGUUCUAAGUCGAUUGAAUCGCACUCCCAGAAGGCUAGAGAUAAGUGCUCCCUGUCAUCACAAAGUCUCCACUUCCUGAAGUGGUGAAAGCAGGUCUAAGAUGGUGUCUUUGAUCCAACCCAUUUGGAUCUUAUUGACGACAGAUACAUCCCUUCUAGGCUGGGGUUCCCAUACACAAGAGGAUCUUGGGGUUCUCAAGAGCUGUGAUGUCAUCCUACCUGAGGAGCUCAGGGUAAUCCGGAUGGCUCUUUCAUUUCCCCCCCCUUAUCAGAAGAAGGCUGUAAGGGUUUGCUCAGUCAACUCUGCGGUUUCCUACUCUCUAGGUCUAGGUCUAAUUCUGUCUUUGGCAGAGCAGAAUCUUUUCUCCCCUUGGCAGUCCAUGUUCAGGGGUCCUGAAUGCAGCUGUGGAUCAUGGGAUCUGAGGUCUCAGUCCAAAGGGAAUUGUCCCCGAGUCAGAAGGUCUUUCAUCAGAUCACUCUCCGGUGAGGUCGCCCAGACUUAGAUCUUAUGGCGACAAGAUUCAAUGCCAAAGUGGAAACAAUCUUCCCUGUUGGGAUGACAAUCCUCUGGCACUAGACGCUCUGUACAUGGAAGUUCAGGCUGGUCUACAACUUUUCCUUCCACUGCCAUGAUACCAAGGUAUUGAUGGAAAUCCGUCAGUACCAUGCCAGUGGAGGUCUUGGUUUACCCAGCUCAUGUAGAUGAGCCGAGGGCACUAUUGGAGACUUCUCCCAAUGCAGAACCCCGAGACACUCAGCUCUGCCUGGAUCCAACUCAUUCUGACAGCCUGAAGAUAGUCGUCCCUUCUAGACUCUAGAGGGCUAUCAGCGGUGGUCUUAAGAACGAUCUCACACUCUAGAGCUCCUUCCACAGUCAAGGCCUAUGGAGUCAAGCUAACGUUUCUUCAGUGGUGUUCAUCAUGAAGUUCCUCAGGACUCUCCGCUGUCUGCUAUUCUACAGUUUAUGCAGGACGGAUAAGGCCUCAGCCCUUUCUACACUUUAAGGUGAAGAUUUCAGCUCUUUCUGAAGCCUUCGGUAGAUUGUUACUUUAUGACCCCCCUGAUUAAGAAGUUCCUUAAGGGAACCAGAUGUUUCAAGCCUAGUUUCUCAAGACCUAGUCCGCAGAGGGAUCUCUCAGCAGCGCUUAAGGGGGUGAGUGGUCCCCCCCCUCUGAGCCCCUGGAAGAGGUGGAGUUCAGGUUUAUUCCUUGGAAAGUGACCUUCUUAUUGGUGCUGACAUUGGAGAACUACAAUGCCAGGCGCUUAGGAAAACUACAGAACCUUUCAGCGUUUGAGCCAUGUACUCUAUUCCUUCCAGAUAGUUCCAUUAUGCUUUACUCACCUUCCUACCUAAGGUGCCUAUAGUACGUAAUAGUAAGUUGUUACUUACCUGUUUUUAUGUCUUUCUCCAUCCUCUCCAGGAGUAGGAUCCCUCCAUGCCCUGGAUGUGCCCAGAGGUGAAGAAUUAUAUUGAGCGAUCCAGGGAGUUCAGAAGAUCAGGGAAUCUUCUAAUAUUUUUUCCUUGGCAGGAAUAAGCAUUCAUGGUGUCCGUCCCUGUCUCGAUGGAAUGGCAGCAGUGCCCAUGUGCAUUGGGCCGAUGGCGAGGGACGUUGACAGUCUAGUGCUGACUAUGAAGGCUAUAUGGUGCGAUGAACAUUUCCAGCUGGACCCCAAUGUCCCCCCUCUUUACUUCAAUGAAAAGUCCUUCUCCUCGGUUGCUCCUCUCCGUAUAGGAUACUAUGAGGAAGAUGGAUUCUUCCAGCCUAAUCCCAGUAUGAGAAGAAUUCUCCUGGAGACCAAGAAGCUUCUGGAGGCAGCCGGACACCAGCUCAUCCCCUUCAGUCCUCCACGGGUGGAUUUUGUCUAUAACCUGUUUGUGAAGACACUUUUUGGAGAUGGAGGGAAACCUCUUGAACACAAGUUUGACAACAACAUCGUGGACCCCAAUCUGAGGGAGAAUUAUCGUCUCUGCAAGAUGUCUGCUGUGGUGAAGCAGCUCAUUGCGUUCUGUCUGCGGCCAAUAUUUCCUCGGAUUUCCAAGGUGGUCCAUUCUUCUGUUGGUGCCAGGUCAUUGAUGGAUUCUUGGGCUGACCAGACAGCAUUGCAGGAUUAUCAGGCAGAAUUCAUCAGUGAAUGGAGGAAGCUGGGCCUUGAUGUGGUUCUGUGCCCCAUGUUGGGUCCGGCCUUCAACAAAGGCUAUGCAGCGCGACUACUUGCCACGAUCUCCUACACCAUGCUCUACAACGUCCUGCAGUUCCCGGCUGGAGUCGUCCCUGUUGGUUCUGUCACCAGAGAUGAUGAGGAGGAGCUGAAGAACUACAGGGGGUACGACAACGACCCCUGGGACUGGCUGUACAGAGAAGCGCUGUCAGGAGGGGUGGGCCUUCCCCUGUCCGUCCAGUGUGUGGCGCUGCCCUAUCAGGAUGAGCUCUGUCUGCGCCUGAUGAAGGAAGUGGAGACCCUCAGAAGAUAAGAGCGUCCUUCAUCCGAAUCAUUGAGCAUCUCUGGGGAGGAAGGGGGGAGGUGUAACUCCUUAAAUUCUGUGUUCACAUGAUAUGGAAUAAAUAUUCAGCGUGGC